AGCAAUGACAAGGAGACAGUGGUUGGGAGAAUCAAUGAGACUCACAUCUUCAAUGGAAGUAACUGGAUCAUGCUGAUAUAUAAAGGGGGCGAUGAAUAUGACAACCACUGUGGCAAAGAGCAGCGCCGUGCAGUGGUGAUGAUCUCCUGCAAUCGGCACACACUAGCGGCUAAUUUUAACCCAGUGUCUGAGGAACGAGGCAAAGUCCAGGAUUGCUUCUACCUCUUUGAGAUGGAUAGCAGCCUGGCCUGUUCACCAGAGGUCUCACACCUCAGUGUGGGCUCGAUCUUACUUGUCAUAUUUGCAUCGUUGGUUGCUGUCUAUAUCAUUGGGGGUUUCUUAUACCAGAGACUGGUAGUGGGGGCCAAGGGAAUGGAGCAGUUUCCUCAUCUGGCCUUCUGGCAGGAUCUUGGCAACCUAGUAGCUGAUGGUUGUGACUUUGUGUGCCGUUCCAAACCCCGCAAUGUGCCUGCAGCAUAUCGUGGAGUGGGGGAUGACCAGCUGGGGGAGGAGUCGGAAGAAAGGGAUGAUCAUCUGCUACCAAUGUGAUUGCACUUUAAUGUCUA
This is a messenger RNA of Mus caroli (Ryukyu mouse), 566 nucleotides long. Lineage: Eukaryota; Metazoa; Chordata; Mammalia; Rodentia; Muridae. The record is from RefSeq and is a predicted model, not a curated record.